Molecule: messenger RNA, 2809 nt
Organism: Misgurnus anguillicaudatus (oriental weatherfish)
Lineage: Eukaryota; Metazoa; Chordata; Actinopteri; Cypriniformes; Cobitidae
Gene: macir
Product: macrophage immunometabolism regulator
Biological process (GO): negative regulation of cytokine production involved in inflammatory response; negative regulation of fibroblast migration
Source: RefSeq, a predicted model, not a curated record
AUACAAAAUCAUGUGACUCGUAGCUCCAGCAUCCCGUGUCACAUGACUGAUGUCGUCACUGACGCUGGGAGCUGACAGGAAUCAGUGCUGUGGUUCAGUCGAGCUCAGCCAGGUCAUGUCAAUAAAGAUGGAGAUGGAUGUCAGUGGAGUGUCCAGGACACCCAUAUCUGUUCUACCUGCCGCUGAGGUCAAAACCACCCUGAAACCCGAGGCCGACAAACCCCGUUGCUCCAGCACUCCCUGCUCCCCCAUUAAAAACACUGUCUCAGGAUACCAAAUCCUUCACAUCAACUCAAACUAUCUAGUAGGUUUUACUACAGGCGAGGAGCUUCUUAAAUUAGCCCAUAAGUGGUCUAGUCCAGACACCAGUAAUACAGAGGCGUUGCCCAGCCCUGUGAAGAAGCCUGUGGAUUUAGGUCUCCACAGAACCUCUCGGAUAUACAAAGCCAAAAGCCGCUACUAUCAACCGUACGAUAUUCCAGCCAUCAAUGGACGCAGGAGACGACGUAUGCCUAGUUCGGGCGAGAGCUGCUUGAAAUCCUUGAUUGCCGGGGAGCCCAGCAAGGCCUUACAUGGUCCCCUUCCCGUCUGCCUUUUGAAGGGCAAGCGGAUGUGUUCAAAGUCCCUGGACUACCUCAACCUGGACAAGAUGAGUCUCAGGGAGCCAGCGGAUACAGAGGUGCUACAGUACCAGCUUCAGCAUCUCACUUUGAGGGGCGAGCGCAUGUUCACUCGCAACAAGACGUAAAUUUUUGGAUACCCCUAUUAAAACCCACAGCUGGAUUCAGCUGCAAUUUAGGGCCUUAAUUUUUUGUCCUGCAUUGAUUAUAGGCAGUUUCUGAAGAUCAAUCAUUUUGUUUGUUAAGCUGAGGAUUCAAUGAAGCACUAUUAUGCCUAGUGACAUUUAAACCAUGUAGUAUGAGUGAAAUAAUAAUUCACCAAAAUAUUUUUUUUUCACUCACCCUCAUGUCUCUAUAAAUCUUUAUGGUGUUUUAAAGGUUUUUUUAUUUUUAUACAGUGAGGUUAUUGUGACUGUGUCUAUUAAGUUAUUAAAAGAAAAGGCCCCAUACAUGUUUUACAAGGUCCUCUGAAGCCACACAGUAGCUUUCACUGGUAACCAAUGGUCCCCUUCCAUCAUCGUGCCAGGCUUUAUGCUAUUAUUGGUUCUUGUGUUGUAAUUUAACCUGGCACACAAGUACUAACAGAAGGCAUGGAGAUUGUAAAGCUGCUAUGGGACAGAAGACCUCAAGUAAAUAAUGUGCCGGUUUCCCAGACAGGGUUUAGAUUAAUGCAGGACUAGGCAUUAGUAAGGACUUUUACAAACACACCUUACAAAAAAAACAAUACUUGUGUGCAUUUUGAGACAAAACAAUGGCACUGAUAUAUGUUCAAAUAUGUCAGUGCAAGAAGUUUUAAAAUUAAGACGGCUCAAACAUGCUUUUAAGUCUGGGACUAUGUUAAGCCCUGUUCAGGAAACCACCCCAAUAACUUAAAAGGAUAGUUCACCCAUAAAUGAUAUUAAACCCAUGAUUUACUCACCCCGAAGCUGUCCGAGAUGCAUAUGUCCAUUUUUCAGACAAACACUUUUUAAAGAUAUUUUAGAAAAUGUUUUAGAUCUUUCAGUUAAUCAAAUGUAAAGUUACGGGUCCACGUCCUUCAAGUCCAAAAAAUGUGCAUCACUAAAUAAAUCUAAACGGCUCCACGAUGAUAAACAAAGGCCAUCAUCUGCGCCGUUUUGUUGUAGUAAUAUCCACAUUUAAAACUUUAUAAACGAAAAUAACUAGCUUCCGGUAAUGCUGCCAUCUUAGCAUCCGCUUUCAAGAUGAGAGCGAACGCAGCUUACGGAGGUUUCUCUGCUGCUGCUCUGUGCCCCCGCCCUCCACAUUUGUCAUACGUCACUAAGACAAGUGCGUACACUACGCUAAUACUCUCUCCUGAAUACAGAGGAGUCUAACAUGGCGGCACUACCGGAAGUAGGGAUGCUCCGAUCAAUGCCAAUCUCCACUAAUAAUACGUGGCCGAUCACUAUUCUGAAUCGGACAGCCGAUCUUAUUACAGCUAUUUCAUAUACUACGGCUUUUGAUCAGUAAGUCCUUAUCGAUCUGAAAUCACUAUUAGUUUGAGUCGUUUUAUAAAAUGCAUUUGAAAAAGCAACACUCGUUAAACAUAAUUAUUAAACAUAUUCUUUAUUAUCAUGAAAAUACCUGAAAAGGUUUGAAGAACAGCAAUAUAAAUAUGUCCUUCAGCCAUUUCGUGGAGCUGCGUGUCAUCACAGCUGCGCGUGUGUAUUGUUCUUCGUCUACAGCGCAUUUUGAGUUUCUGCACGAGAGCGCCCCCUGGCUUUUGGAUGUAGCGGCAUUUCACCGUAAUUCAUUGAGAAACAUAGCAAGCAUUAUCGGCCGAUCGAUCGGAGCAUCCCUAACCGGAAGCUAGUUAUUUUCGUUUAUAAAUAUUUAAAUGUGAAUAUUUCUACAACAAUACCGCACGGAUUGCCCUCAGAAGACCUUUAUUUAUCAUCCUGAGGCAGUUUGGAUUUCUUUGGGGAAGGAUAUAUGCACAUUUUUGGACUUGAAGGACGUGGAUCCCGUAACUUUACAGUUUAGCAGCUGAAAGAUCUAAGACAUUUUCUUAAAUAACUGAAAAUGUGUUUGUCUGAAAAAUGAUGGACAUAUGCAUCUCGGAGCGCUUCGGGGUGAGUAAAUCAUGCGUUUAAUAUCAUUUUUGGCCAAACGAUCCCUUAAAAACCCCAUGAAAUUAAAGGGAUAGUUCACCCGAAAAUUCAAAUUUUAUCAUAAAUCUUUUGUUCUUU